This is a messenger RNA of Aspergillus nomiae NRRL 13137, 2177 nucleotides long. RefSeq lists its product as uncharacterized. The transcript is spliced from 5 exons. Bases 1 to 2034 code for a protein of 677 amino acids. NCBI's taxonomy places the organism in Eukaryota, Fungi, Ascomycota, Eurotiomycetes, Eurotiales, Aspergillaceae. Gene Ontology annotation, cellular component: mitochondrion. Gene Ontology annotation, molecular function: acyl-CoA dehydrogenase activity; flavin adenine dinucleotide binding; hydrolase activity. The record is from RefSeq and is a predicted model, not a curated record.
AUGGUGUCUUUUCAGAUCCUGUCUGACCUCCAUCUAGAAGCCCCCGAGGCGUAUGAUUUGUUUGACAUCGCUCCCAAAGCUCCCUACCUAGCACUUCUGGGCGAUAUCGGCAAUGUCAAGGACGAUGGUUUGUUUAUCUUUCUUGAAGCUCAGCUUCAAAAGUUUCAGAUUGUCUUUUUCCUCUUAGGAAACCACGAACCAUACCACUCUAAUUGGACGGCUGCAAGGGAAAUAAUGCAAAACUUUUCUAAGACCAUUAUUCAAAAACGAACGCAAGAGGGUCAGCAGCUGGGGGAGUUUGUGUUCAUGGAUCAGACACGCUACGAUAUCUCCCCUCAUAUUACCGUUCUGGGCUGCAUACUAUAUUCCAGAGUCCUCAAGAGCCAAGAAACUCAUGUUAGCUUUGGCCUUAACGAUUUUUAUCUCAUUGAGGAUUGGACUGUCGAUGCCCAUUGCGCCGCCCAUGAGGCUGACCGAACAUGGCUUAACGAUCAGGUUUCUCGGAUUGUGAAGUCGGAACCGCGUCGCAAGAUAGUGAUAUUUAGUCAUCAUAGUCCAACCCUUGCGGCAGCGGCUGUUGACCCCGUGCAUGCCAACAGCCCUUUGUCUUCAGGGUUCGCAACGGACAUCGCAGAAGAACCAUGUUGGAAGAAUGCCCAAGUGUGUCUGUGGGCAUUUGGACAUACGCACUACAAUUGCGAUUUCAUAGACGACAAGACUGGGAAACGACUCGUGGCGAAUCAGAGGGGGUACUACUUCGCUCAGUCGAAGGCGUUCGAUCCGGAUAAAGUGUCCCCUGCAAUGGCGUCUAUUACCCGCUCGUUGCGGCCUCUGUGCCGCACUACUACUCCCUUCCGCAUGGCCGCAAGACGGCCACUGCCCUCUCAUUUAGCUCGGAGUACCCAUGCAUUCUCUACCACAUCCCGCCGGCGGGAUGUCGACUUGUCCAGUCUGACACCAACCCCGAUCACCCUUCUUUCCGAAACAGAGUCGAUGAUGGCCGACACAGUGUCAAAGUUCGCUCAGGAGCAGAUUGGACCUAAGGUCCCCGAGGAAUACGGUGGAGCCGGCAUGAACUUCACAUCCGCUAUCGUGGCGAUUGAGGAAUUGGCAAGGAUUGACCCUAGCGUCAGUGUCAUGGUCGAUGUCCAUAACACACUUGUAAACACGGCUAUCAUGAAAUACGGUGAUGCCCAGGCCAGACGGACGUGGUUGCCCAAGCUAGCUACGGGCACUGUUGGCUCAUUCUGUCUCUCUGAGCCUGCAUCUGGAUCAGACGCGUUCGCUCUGCAGACCAAGGCCGAGAAGCUUUCCGAUGGAUAUAAGCUGAAUGGUUCGAAGAUGUGGAUCACCAACGCUAUGGAGUCUGGUGUAUUCAUCGUCUUCGCCAACCUUGACCCCAGCCAAGGGUACAAGGGUAUUACAGCCUUUAUUGUCGAGAAGGACACACCCGGGUUCUCUAUUGCCAAGAAGGAGAAGAAGCUGGGCAUCCGCGCCAGCAGCACCUGCGUGCUCAACUUCGACGACGUGGUGAUUCCCAAGAGCAACCUCCUCGGUGAAGAAGGACAGGGCUACAAGUAUGCCAUCAGCGUCCUUAAUGAGGGUCGCAUUGGUAUUGCUGCUCAGAUGACCGGUUUGGCACUGGGCGCCUGGGAGAACGCUGCUCGCUAUGUCUGGAAUGACCGCCGCCAGUUUGGCCAGCUCAUUGGAACCUUCCAAGGCAUGCAGCAUCAGUUGGCACAGGCCUACACCGAAAUUGCUGCAGCGCGUGCUCUAGUCUAUAAUGCCGCACGCAAGAAGGAAGCAGGUCAAGAUUUCGUCCAUGACGCCGCGAUGGCCAAGCUCUAUGCCUCCCAGGUUGCAGGCCGCGUAUCCGGCUCUGCAGUUGAAUGGAUGGGCGGAAUGGGCUUUGUGCGUGAGGGCAUCGCAGAGAAGAUGUUCCGUGAUAGCAAGAUCGGCGCUAUCUACGAAGGAACCAGCAAUAUUCAGCUGCAGACCAUCGCGAAACUUCUGCAGAAGCAGUAUACUAACUAAAACUCACUAAAUAUGAAGCCUUAUUAUUCUAUUGGUGUUGCUAGAUAACUGGCGUACGUUCUUGAGGGAUGUAGUCACUUGAUGACCGCAAGCUCCAUGGUAUGCCCCUGCUGAUCUUAGAGUUAUGAACAAUUUGUAUGAUA